AUGUUUUGGAAGAGCUUACGUGCUUUCUUGGGACGUUUGCCCUUAUUGGUAGGGGUUGAGGUUACGCGCUGUGGUGUGAAUUUUGUGGGUGAUGACUCCCUGAAGCAGGCCGGCAAGGCCGUUGCUGCACCCAUGAUGGAUUUCUACAAGAAGAAUGAAACCGAAGGCAUUCCCGGCAAACUCACCGACACAUGGUAUGUGGCCGGGAGCAUGUUCAUGACGUUAAUUCAAUAUUGGCAAGCGUCCGGCGAUGACACCUACAAUGCCGUCGUAUCGAAUGAUUUAAUGUUCCAAGCGGGCGAGAAUUAUGAUUACUAUUCUAAGAAUGUUAGCGACUGGUUGGGCAACGACGACCAAAUGUUCUGGGGUCUAGCAACGAUAACCGCCUCCGAGGCCGGAUUCCCGGAGAUCUCCGGCAAGCCCUCAUGGACAUCUCUUGCCCGCGUGGUGUUCAACAUGGAAGUAGAACGAUGGGAUAAAUCAGCCUGCAACGGCGGCAUGCGGUGGCAGCUCUGGCCCUACCAGGAAGGGUACACUAUGAAAAACGCAAUUUCAAACGGUGGGCUUUUUGAACUGGCGGCCAGACUGGCUCGAUUCACUAAGAAUGAGACCUAUUCGGAAUGGGCAGACCGUAUCUGGGACUGGUCGGCCAGCACGCCACUUCUACAAACUGAUCGUUGGUACAUCGCUGACUCAACGUCCAAUUUGAACAAUUGUAGCGAUGCGGGAGACCAGCAGUGGUCUUACAACUACGGCACGUAUCUCGCCGGCGCGGCUUUCAUGUAUAACCAUACAAAUGGCUCAGACAAGUGGCUCAAGCGUGUUGACGGCCUUCUAAAUUCUGUAUUGACGACCUUCUUCCCGAAAGAAGGUAACGGCGUUGUACUCUCCGAAGUUGCCUGUGAACCUAUCCUGACAUGCGACCGGAACCAGCUCUGCUUCAAGGGAUACGUCGCUAUGUGGUUAGCAUUCACGGCAAUUCUGGUUCCCUCAACGAGAGAGCUUAUCACGCCUAAGCUGCAGGGGUCCGCUGCUGCUAUCUCGAAGCAAUGUUCCGGGGGAGACCAAAACCUCUGCGGAGAACGGUGGUAUUCAACCGAGCCAGUGGGUCCAACUGGAUUGGAGGUCCAGAUGGCUGCCCUGGGUGGUAUCACGAGCAAUCUAAUGCUCUUCGAAGCGCAAUCACCCAAGACUAUCGAGUCUAACCCAAAUGCCACAGAAACCGAGAUCGACCACCAUAGUGAUGAGGAGCCGAAUAAGCCGAAGCCAAUUACUACUGGUGAUCGGGCGGGAGCGGGGAUUAUUACGGUCGUAGUCGCAAUCGCUGUGGCUGGGACUGUGGUAUGGAUGAUAGUACCGUAG
Molecule: messenger RNA, 1362 nt
Organism: Aspergillus oryzae RIB40
Lineage: Eukaryota; Fungi; Ascomycota; Eurotiomycetes; Eurotiales; Aspergillaceae
Product: glycoside hydrolase family 76 protein
Exons: 4
Coding region: 1-1362 (453 amino acids)
Biological process (GO): carbohydrate catabolic process; fungal-type cell wall biogenesis
Molecular function (GO): mannan endo-1,6-alpha-mannosidase activity
Source: RefSeq, a predicted model, not a curated record